Arabidopsis lyrata subsp. lyrata is the source of this 4712-nucleotide messenger RNA. Its product is annotated as ABC transporter C family member 10. Gene Ontology annotation, cellular component: vacuolar membrane; plant-type vacuole. The record is from RefSeq and is a predicted model, not a curated record. Lineage: Eukaryota; Viridiplantae; Streptophyta; Magnoliopsida; Brassicales; Brassicaceae. Gene Ontology annotation, biological process: transmembrane transport. Gene Ontology annotation, molecular function: ATP hydrolysis activity; ABC-type transporter activity; ATP binding.
GCAGAGAAGUUGAGAGUAACCAAAUUCUUCUUUUUCUUCUUCUUCUUCUUCUCUUUCUCUCGAAUCGAUCUUUCGUUUCCCGCUUUUGCAUAUAUUUUUUUCAGUCUAUUUUUUUCCCUUCUUCUUUCUUGUUUGCAUGCCCGAAAAUUUAGACGAGAAAAUAGGAGAAGUGAGUACCAAAAUUUUCCUGAAAAUUUGUUUUUUUUUUCUCUCAAGGAGAAGAGAAACCAGAAAAAAUAAUGAUAGAAAAUUUUUGGACUUGGUUCUGCGGGAAUCACCACACAUCAAACUGCACUCUUGGAUUUCUGCAGAUAUGUUUCGGUAUCACACUCUCAUUCCUAACUCUCUGUAUUUGCUUCUUUCACAAGGAAUCUCCCAAAAGGAUUCAUCGAUUCUUUUGUCUGCGAAUAGUGUCUGCUGUGUUCAACGGAAUCAUCGGAUCUCUAGAUUUGGUUUUAGGGAUUUGGGUUUUACGAGAGCACUCCAAUAAGCCCUUAAUCCUCUGGCUUGUGAUUCUGAUUCAAGGGUUUACAUGGCUCUUGAUUAACUUAGUUAUUUGCAUUAGAGGAGCAAGAAUUCGAAAAUCAUCGUUGAGAUUGUUAUCUAUCUUCUCCUUCUUUUAUGGUCUGGUCUCAAGUUGUUUAUCUGUGAACAAUGCUGUUUUUGGAGAAGAAUUAGCAGUUAGGACGAUUCUUGAUGUUUUGUUACUGCCUGGGUCAGUUUUAUUACUCUUAAGUGCUUAUAAAGGCUAUCGAUUUGAUGAAUCUGGUGAGAGUGGUUUGAAUGAGCCUCUUAAUGUUGGUGAUUCAAGUGGGAACAACGAAAAAGCCGAUUCUGAUAAUCGGGUUAGCCAGUUUGCUGUAGCUGGGUUGUUCAGUAAGUUAUCAUUCUGGUGGUUGAAUUCUUUGAUAAAGAGAGGAAAUGUGAAAGACUUGGAGGAAGAAGAUAUACCCGAGCUUCGCGAGGAAGAGCGUGCAGAGACGUGUUAUUCCUUGUUCAAGGAGAAUCUCAAUGAGCAGAAGAGAAGAUUAGGGAGUUCUUGUCAGCCUUCGAUCUUGAAAGUGACUGUUCUUUGUGUGUGGAGAGAUCUUUUGACCUCUGGUUGCUUUGCUUUUCUGAAGAUCGUUGCUGUUUCAGCUGGUCCUUUGCUUCUGAAUGCUUUCAUUUUGGUUGCUGAAGGCAAUGAAAGCUUUAGAUAUGAAGGGCUUGUGUUGGCUGUGUUGCUGUUCUUCUCAAAGAUGAUAGAGUCUUUGUCUCAGAGACAAUGGUACUUCAGAUGUAGAAUUGUCGGUUUACGCGUGAGGUCUCUACUAACUGCAGCUAUAAACAAGAAACAACUGAGAUUGAAUAACUCUUCAAGAUUGAUCCAUUCAGGCAGCGAGAUUAUGAACUACGCGACUGUUGACGCUUACAGAAUUGGGGAGUUUCCAUACUGGUUUCACCAGCUUUGGACAACAAGCUUUCAGCUACUAAUCGCGCUUGGGAUUCUCUUUCAUUCUGUGGGAGUUGCUACGUUUUCAGCUCUAGCUGUGAUAAUACUUACUGUUCUAUGCAAUGCUCCUAUCGCGAAACUUCAGAACAAGUUCCAAAGCGAACUCAUGACCUCUCAAGACGAGCGGCUUAAGGCCUGCAAUGAGUCUCUUGUCAACAUGAAGGUCUUGAAGCUCUAUGCGUGGGAAUCACAUUUCAAGAAGGUUAUCGAGAAGCUACGGAACAUAGAGUUGAAAUCUUUGAAGGCGGCAAUGAGAAAGGCUUACAAUGCGGUUCUGUUUUGGUCAUCACCGGUGUUUGUCUCUGCUGCAACUUUUGCCACAUGUUAUUUCCUAGGCAUUCCAUUGAGAGCAAGUAAUGUUUUCACUUUUGUGGCAACACUACGUCUGGUCCAAGAUCCAGUAAGAAUGAUCCCUGAUGUUAUCGGAGUGACAAUUCAGGCUAAAGUUGCCUUCAGUCGUAUUGCAACAUUUUUAGAAGCUCCUGAGCUUCAAGGUGGGGAGAGGCGGAGAAAACAGAGAUCCGAAGGCGAUCAGAACGCGAUUGUUAUUAAAUCUGCGAGCUUUUCUUGGGAGGAGAAAGGUUUAACAAAACCAAACUUGAGAAAUGUGAGUCUUGAGGUUAAGUUUGGUGAGAAAGUGGCUGUUUGUGGUGAAGUUGGCUCUGGCAAGUCAACACUAUUAGCUGCUAUUCUCGGUGAAACUCCAUGUGUCUCAGGAACAAUCGAUUUUUAUGGUACCAUCGCCUAUGUAUCCCAAACAGCAUGGAUCCAAACAGGGACAAUAAGAGAUAACAUACUAUUUGGAGGUGUGAUAGAUGAACAACGUUACCGUGAGACAAUUCAAAAGUCUAGCCUAGACAAAUAUCUUGAGAUCUUGCCUGAUGGAGACCAGACUGAGAUUGGUGAAAGAGGUGUGAAUCUUAGUGGAGGACAGAAACAGAGGAUUCAACUCGCUCGUGCGCUAUACCAAGAUGCAGAUAUUUAUCUCCUUGAUGAUCCAUUCAGUGCUGUUGAUGCACACACUGCUUCUAGUUUGUUCCAAGAAUACGUUAUGGACGCUCUCGCGGGAAAAGCUGUGUUGUUGGUUACACAUCAAGUGGAUUUCUUGCCUGCUUUUGAUUCUGUUUUGUUGAUGUCAGAUGGAGAAAUCACUGAAGCCGAUACAUAUCAAGAACUCCUAGCUAGAAGCAGAGACUUUCAAGAUCUCGUGAACGCUCACAGAGAAACCGCUGGAUCAGAAAGAGUGUUUGCGGUAGACAACCCCAGCAAACCGGUCAAGGAAAUCAACAGAGUCCUUUCGUCCCAAUCCAAGGUCUUGAAACCGAGUCGUUUGAUCAAACAGGAAGAGCGAGAAAAGGGAGACACGGGGUUGAGACCGUACAUACAGUACAUGAAUCAGAACAAAGGUUACAUAUUCUUCUUCAUCGCGAGCUUAGCUCAGGUCAUGUUUGCAAUUGGACAGAUUCUUCAGAACUCUUGGAUGGCUGCAAACGUAGAUAACCCUCAAGUUAGCACUUUGAAGUUGAUCUUGGUCUACUUAUUGAUUGGGUUGUCCUCAGUUCUCUGCUUGAUGGUUAGAUCUGUCUGUGUCGUGAUUAUGUGCAUGAAGUCAUCAGCUUCAUUGUUUUCUCAGCUUCUUAACUCUCUUUUUAGAGCGCCUAUGUCAUUUUAUGACUCCACACCUCUUGGAAGGAUUCUUAGCAGGGUCUCAUCUGACUUGAGCAUUGUAGAUCUUGACGUUCCUUUCGGUCUGAUCUUUGUGGUGGCGUCUACGGUAAACACAGGUUGUAGUCUUGGAGUGUUAGCUAUUGUUACUUGGCAAGUCUUGUUUGUAUCUGUUCCCAUGGUUUAUCUAGCUUUUCGUUUACAGAAGUACUACUUCCAAACAGCGAAAGAGUUGAUGCGGAUCAAUGGCACGACAAGAUCUUAUGUGGCGAAUCAUUUAGCAGAAUCAGUAGCAGGAGCAAUAACAAUAAGAGCAUUUGAUGAAGAAGAGAGGUUUUUCAAGAAAAGUCUCACACUUAUUGAUACAAACGCCAGUCCUUUCUUCCAUAGCUUUGCAGCUAACGAAUGGCUGAUCCAGCGGCUUGAAACCGUCAGCGCCAUUGUUCUUGCCUCCACUGCUUUCUGCAUGGUUUUGCUUCCUACAGGAACAUUUAGCUCUGGGUUCAUCGGUAUGGCUCUAUCUUACGGUUUAUCAUUAAACCUGGGACUUGUUUACUCCGUACAGAACCAAUGCUACUUAGCUAACUGGAUCAUUUCGGUUGAAAGACUUAAUCAGUACACACAUUUAACACCUGAGGCUCCUGAAGUAAUAGAAGAGACCCGACCACCGGUUAAUUGGCCGGUUACAGGCCGUGUCGAAAUCUCUGAUUUGCAGAUAAGAUACAGAAGAGAAUCCCCAUUGGUUCUAAAAGGAAUCAGCUGCACAUUUGAAGGAGGAAACAAGAUUGGAAUUGUUGGCCGGACCGGUAGUGGAAAGACAACUCUGAUCAGUGCUUUGUUCAGACUUGUUGAGCCUGUUGGAGGAAAGAUUGUCGUUGACGGUGUUGACAUCUCCAAGAUUGGAGUUCAUGAUCUGAGAUCAAGGUUUGGGAUUAUACCUCAGGAUCCAACUCUGUUCAAUGGAACAGUGAGAUUUAAUCUGGAUCCUUUGUGUCAGCAUUCAGAUGCUGAGAUUUGGGAGGUUCUUGGAAAGUGUCAACUAAAAGAAGUGGUUCAAGAAAAAGAGAACGGUUUAGAUUCAUUAGUUGUGGAGGAUGGAUCAAAUUGGAGCAUGGGACAGAGACAGUUGUUCUGUUUAGGCAGAGCAGUUUUGAGAAGAAGCAGAGUAUUAGUACUCGACGAAGCAACCGCAUCGAUAGAUAAUGCAACAGAUUUGAUACUUCAGAAAACAAUCCGGCGUGAAUUUGCAGAUUGCACCGUCAUAACCGUGGCUCACCGUAUCCCUACCGUUAUGGAUUGUACAAUGGUUCUCUCCAUCAGCGACGGACGAAUUGUGGAGUAUGAUGAGCCAAUGAAGUUGAUGAAGGAUGAAAACUCUUUGUUCGGAAAGCUUGUGAAAGAGUAUUGGUCUCAUUACAACUCUGCUGACUCACGUUGCUGAUGAUAAAACGAAAAUGUAACAAUAUUUUUUAAAAAAAAAAACUGUAAUUGUUUGGUAGAUACACUUUCGAAUUAAAUAAAAUAUAUGAUAACAGAAUAUAAAGUGCUAGCUGUA